This is a messenger RNA of Oryctolagus cuniculus (rabbit), 8618 nucleotides long. RefSeq names its product attractin (gene ATRN). Gene Ontology annotation, cellular component: Golgi apparatus. The record is from RefSeq and is a predicted model, not a curated record. Lineage: Eukaryota; Metazoa; Chordata; Mammalia; Lagomorpha; Leporidae. Gene Ontology annotation, molecular function: protein binding.
CGAGCCACCGUCCACAUAGCCCCGCCCCGCACGGCCAGGCGAAGCGGAGCCGGCCGUGUGGUGUGUGUGUGUGUGUGUGAGUGUGUGUGUGUGUGUGUGAGUGUGUGUGUAUGUGUUCGCGGGGCGCCGUCUCAGCCCCGGGAAGAUGGUGGCGGCGGCGGCGGCGACUGAGGCGAGGCUGAGGUGGAGGACGGCGGCGACGGCAGCGCCCGCGGGCAGGAACGGCGGGCGGCACCGGGGCUGGGACGUGACCGCGACUGGGAGGCCGGGGUUGGGGGCCGGGCUGCGCCUCCCGUGGUUGCUGUCGCCGUCGCUGCCGCCGCGGCUCCUGCUGCUGUUGCUGCUGCCGGUGCUGCUGCUGCUACUGCCUUCGGAGGCCGAGGCCGCGGCGGCGGCAGCGGCGGUGUCGGGCUCCGCUGCAGCCGAGGCCAAGGAAUGUGACCGGCCCUGUGUCAACGGCGGCCGCUGCAACCCUGGCACCGGCCAGUGCGUCUGCCCCGCCGGCUGGGUGGGCGAGCAAUGCCAGCACUGCGGGGGCCGCUUCAGAUUAACUGGAUCUUCUGGGUUUGUAACAGAUGGGCCUGGAAAUUAUAAAUAUAAAACGAAGUGCACGUGGCUCAUUGAAGGACAGCCCAAUAGAAUAAUGAGACUUCGUUUUAAUCAUUUUGCUACAGAGUGUAGUUGGGACCAUUUGUAUGUUUAUGAUGGAGACUCAAUUUAUGCACCACUAAUUGCUGCCUUUAGUGGCCUCAUUGUUCCUGAGAGAGAUGGCAAUGAGACUGUCCCCGAGGUUGUUGCCACAUCAGGUUUUGCCCUGCUGCAUUUUUUUAGUGAUGCUGCUUAUAAUUUGACUGGAUUUAAUAUCACUUACAAUUUUGACAUGUGUCCGAAUAACUGCUCAGGCCGAGGAGAAUGUAGGAUCAGUAAUGUCAGCAACAGUGUUGAGUGUGAGUGCUCUGAAAACUGGAAAGGUGAAUCGUGUGACAUUCCCCACUGUCCAGAUGACUGUGGUUUCCCUCAGCGAGGCAUCUGCAAUUCAAGCGAUGACAGAGGAUGCUCCUGCUUCUCAGGGUGGCAGGGUCCUGGAUGUUCAAUUCCUGUACCAGCUAACCAUUCAUUUUGGACUCAAGAGGAAUAUUCUAACUUAAAGCUCCCCAGAGCGUCUCAUAAAGCUGUGGUCAAUGGAAAUAUAAUGUGGGUUGUUGGAGGAUAUAUGUUCAACCACUCAGAUUACAAUAUGGUUCUAGCGUAUGACCUUGCUUCUCGGGAGUGGCUUCCACUGAACCGCUCUGUGAACAGUGUGGUGGUUAGAUACGGUCAUUCUUUGGCGUUAUACGAGGAUAAAAUUUAUAUGUAUGGAGGAAAAAUUGAUUCAACAGGAAAUGUGACCAAUGAGUUGAGAGUAUUUCAUAUUCAUAAUGAAUCAUGGGUAUUGUUGACCCCAAAGGCAAAGGAGCAGUAUGCAGUGGUUGGGCACUCGGCACACAUUGUUACCUUGAAAAGUGGCCGAGUGGUCAUGCUGGUCAUUUUUGGUCACUGCCCUCUCUAUGGGUAUAUAAGCAAUGUGCAGGAAUAUGACUUAGAGAAGAAUACCUGGAAUAUAUUACACACCCAGGGUGCCCUUGUGCAAGGGGGCUACGGCCACAGCAGUGUUUAUGACAACAGGACCAACGCCCUGUACGUUCACGGUGGCUACAAGGCUUUCAGUGCCAAUAAAUACCGUCUUGCGGAUGAUCUCUACAGAUACGAUGUGGAAAGCCAGAUGUGGACCAUUCUUAAGGACAGCCGAUUUUUCCGUUACUUGCACACAGCUGUGAUAGUGAGCGGAACCAUGCUGGUGUUUGGAGGGAAUACACACAAUGACACAUCCAUGAGCCAUGGCGCCAAAUGCUUCUCUUCAGAUUUCAUGGCUUAUGACAUUGUUUGUGACCGCUGGUCAGUGCUUCCCAGACCUGAUCUCCACCAUGACGUCAACAGAUUUGGCCAUUCAGCAGUCUUAUACAACAGCACCAUGUAUGUGUUCGGCGGUUUCAACAGUCUCCUCCUCAGUGACAUCCUGGUGUUCACCUCGGAGCAGUGUGGCGCACACCGGAGUGAAGCUGCUUGUUUAGCUGCAGGGCCUGGUGUCCGGUGUGUGUGGGACGCAGCGUCAUCUCAGUGUUUAUCCUUGGAGUUGGCAUCUGAAGAACAAGCAGAAAAGUUAAAAUCAGAAUGUUUUCCCAAAAGAACUGUUGACCAUGACAGAUGUGACCAACACACGGAUUGCUACAGCUGCACAGCCAACACCAAUGAGUGCCACUGGUGCAAUGACCAUUGUGUCCCUGUGAACCACAGCUGCUCAGAAGGCCAGAUCUCCAUUUUCAGGUAUGAUAAUUGCCCCAAGGAUAACCCAAUGUACUACUGUAACAAGAAGACCAGCUGCAGGAGCUGUGCCCUGGACCAGAACUGCCAGUGGGAGCCCCGGAAUCAGGAGUGUAUCGCCCUGCCUGAAAAUAUCUGUGGCGCUGGAUGGCAUUUGGUUGGAAACUCAUGUUUGAAAAUUACUACUGCUAAGGAGAAUUAUGACAACGCUAAAUUGUCCUGUAGGAACCACAAUGCCUUUUUGGCUUCUCUCACAACCCAGAAGAAGGUAGAAUUUGUCCUUAAGCAGCUACGAAUAAUGCAGUCAUCACAGAGCAUGUCCAAACUUACUCUAACCCCUUGGGUUGGCCUUCGGAAGAUCAAUGUGUCCUACUGGUGCUGGGAAGAUAUGUCCCCAUUUACAAAUACUUUACUGCAGUGGAUGCCAUCUGAGCCCAGCGAUGCUGGCUUCUGUGGAAUCUUGUCAGAGCCCAGUACUCGGGGAUUGAAGGCUGCAACCUGCAUCAACCCACUCAAUGGUAGCGUCUGUGAAAGGCCUGCGAACCACAGUGCCAAGCAGUGCCGGACACCUUGUGCCUUGAGGACAGCAUGUGGAGAGUGCACCAGCGGCAGCUCUGAGUGCAUGUGGUGCAGCAACAUGAAGCAGUGUGUGGACUCCAAUGCCUACGUGGCCUCCUUUCCUUUCGGCCAGUGUAUGGAGUGGUAUACAAUGAGCAGCUGUCCCCCUGAAAAUUGUUCAGGCUACUGUACCUGUAGUCAUUGCUUAGAGCAACCAGGCUGUGGCUGGUGUACGGAUCCCAGCAAUACUGGCAAAGGGAAAUGCAUAGAAGGCUCUUAUAAAGGACCAGUGAAGAUGCCUUCCCAGGCCCCGAUGGGGAAUUCCUAUCCACAGCCCCUCCUCAAUUCCAGCAUGUGCCUGGAGGACAGCAGAUACAACUGGUCUUUCAUUCACUGUCCAGCUUGCCAGUGCAACGGCCACAGCAAGUGCAUCAACCAGAGCAUCUGUGAGAAGUGUGAGAACCUGACGACGGGCAAGCACUGUGAGACCUGCAUAUCUGGCUUCUAUGGGGAUCCUACCAACGGAGGGAAAUGCCAGCCAUGCCGGUGCAAUGGACAUGCAUCACUGUGUAAUACCAACACGGGCAAGUGCUUCUGCACCACCAAGGGCGUCAAAGGGGAUGAAUGCCAGCUAUGUGAGGUAGAAAACCGAUACCAGGGAAACCCCCUUAAAGGAACAUGUUACUAUACUCUUCUUAUUGACUAUCAGUUCACAUUUAGCUUGUCCCAGGAAGACGACCGCUACUACACAGCCAUCAAUUUUGUGGCUACUCCUGAUGAACAAAACAGGGAUUUGGACAUGUUCAUCAAUGCCUCCAAAAACUUCAACCUUAACAUCACCUGGGCUGCCAGCUUCUCAGCUGGAACCCAAGCUGGAGAAGAGAUGCCUGUUGUUUCAAAAACCAACAUUAAGGAAUACAAAGAUAGCUUCUCCAAUGAAAAGUUUGAUUUUCGCAACCACCCAAACAUCACUUUCUUUGUUUAUGUCAGUAAUUUCACCUGGCCCAUCAAAAUUCAGAUUGCCUUCUCCCAGCACAGCAAUUUUAUGGACCUGGUACAGUUCUUCGUGACUUUCUUCAGCUGUUUCCUCUCUUUGCUUUUGGUGGCUGCUGUGGUUUGGAAGAUCAAACAGAGCUGUUGGGCCUCCAGGCGUAGAGAGCAACUCCUCCGAGAGAUGCAGCAGAUGGCCAGUCGUCCCUUUGCCUCCGUAAACGUCGCCUUGGAAACAGAUGAGGAGCCUCCUGAUCUUAUUGGGGGCAGUAUAAAGACCGUCCCCAAGCCCAUUGCACUAGAGCCCUGUUUCGGCAACAAAGCCGCGGUCCUGUCUGUGUUUGUGAGGCUCCCUCGUGGCCUGGGUGGGAUCCCACCUCCUGGGCAGUCGGGUCUCGCCGUAGCCAGCGCCCUGGUGGACAUUUCUCAACAGAUGCCAAUAGUGUACAAAGAAAAGUCAGGAGCAGUGAGAAACCGGAAGCAGCAGCCCCCUGCACAGCCUGGAACCUGCAUUUGAUGCUAGGGCCAGAGACUGUCCUGGGCACGCGUGUGCGCGACACACCACAGCUGUCUGCAGGGAAGGGCGCAGGCAGGGAGACGCUGUGUGGUGCGGGCCAGAAGACUGGAAACCCUUGAAGCAUCUGACUCAUCUGCAUGAUCACAAGCUUUCUUUGACGGUUCCUCCCAUCCAUGUUCCAGCAUCUAACCUUUUACUUUUGCAUAGGAAAUAAUUGAUUUAGUUCCUAGACCCAGGGAUGGUCCGAGUUGUUGCUCAAGGAGGCCAGUGUAGAGCCGGUGAGAGAGCUAGGAAUGACACUCAGGUUCACUGUGGAAAACCGUUCUCGGGACUGUCUCAGUUGUGCAAAAACAAAAGAUGGAGAGUUUACACGUGGACUUUCAUCAUCAGUCAUUCUUGCACAUGGUCUUUUAAGGACUGGUCAGGUGAAUUAACUUGUUUUCAUCUGAAGCCUGCUAUCUUUUUAAAAAAGAUGUGCCAGUUAUCCUUGCACAAUUUAGACAGGCAUCUCUCUUCCAGAGAGUGGCUUUUUUCUAGUUGAGAAUUAAUAAUGGUCCAUCUCUUUGGAAUCAUAACAAACUAGGAUAGAAGGGGGCUAUUUUAAAUGUCAAGGUCAGCAGUGUUACUUAGAAUGUAAACAGAUGUAGUGUGUAGUUUUCUGUAGCAACUUGAUUAAUUUAGUCUUAAUCCAUUUGAGAGUCUUGCUCCCUUUCUCUCUCUCUCGUAACACAGACACACACACACACACACACACACACACUAAGUGCCUAGACUUUAAAUAGAUCUAGCAAUUGGAAAGUUAGUAAGCCUAAGUUUUUACAUAAUUGCAUUCCUACAUUCUUGUAAAAUUUAAAUAGCUACCAUUGGCAAUCUGCUGUUUUUCUAAAAUCUGAUUUGCAGCCAGGAAAGAAUUUUCUCACCCCAAGGAACAUUUGACCUAGCAGCAGCAGCAGGAACUGAGAAGAAAGCAGAAAUAAGCUAACUGUAAAAGCUCCUGUUUAUAUUGUCAAAAAGGACAGUCAAGAUGAUGCGGUCUCCACACACCACCCGCCCCCACCAUGUCCCUGUGGGCCUGAAACUGGGCACCACGGAAGAGAGGACUCACAGGUGACACGUGUCUGCUCUGAGCGGGAAAGAGACUGAGCACUUGGGAUGCCUGAUCAAAGAGCCACUCUGUUCCCGUGGCCUGCUCUGAACUCAUGGGCCAUUCUUUAGGCAAGGGGUAGAGUCAACACCUGGAGCAGGACCAAGGAGGGGCUCGCCCACCCAUCCUCCUUCCCAGACCCAGGUGGUGGUUGUGAGGAGGACAGAGGAUGCAAAGGAUGAAAAGCACAUGGAAGACAUGGACUAGGAGGGAAAACUCCACAAAUGGAUAAUGAGCAAUUUAAGGAAAGUAGGUGUUCUUCCCCCAGGGCACUGCCUGGAUGUUGGGUUUUCCCCAUUCAUGGUGCUUUGUAUUCUGGCAUUAAGCAGCAGCCUCCCAAGGUCUCUCUCCUGCUCCAAAACCUAGGUUUCUCUGGCAUUACUUUAUCUGGAUGACCCUCUGGACAGAAAUGCUCACGUUUGAGAAUCUGGAGAAAGUAAUACUCAAAGGAGCAAAAAUUGGCAUUUCACCUUAAAAUGUGGUGCCUAGAGAGGGAGGAUUAUCACCUCCCCCAGACUGCCCCUACUCCUAGGAAGAACUGCCUGGAAGAAAGUGGCGAGGAAGUUGAACCACAAAACACUGAUGCACAAAGCACCUCUACUUUGGGACUCCCCUCUCACAUAGCUUCUUUUUCACAUCAUUAUUAAAGAGCAGACGUUUCUAGAAAAAGACCGCCUCCUGUUGUGAGCUCCCCACAUGCCUACCCCAGAACACAGCUCCCGCAGAAAGCAUGUGUACUGGUCCUUCACCCUCGUCAUUACCACACAGCCUCUUGGUGACAAAAAGAGGGAGGCCACUGGGGAUUGCCCUCCUACAAGGAAGAUUUCUCCUGUUUGCUCAAAGGCCAGUUUUCCCCUGGCCAAAGAAGUCUCUUCCCCAUGCUGGUCACAUGCCUUGAAAUAACAAGCACCAUGACACCCAGGCUCCUGAGUCUUUUUCCCCUUAAAUGAUAGUGUUUAUUUUUAAAAAAAUUUAAAAAGGAAGGACAGGGUAGUGAAAUUAAAUCUCCUCCAACAGUGGAGGAACAGCUUCGUGCUUCCCCUUUGCACCCAAUAGCAAACACCUUCCUCUGAGCCCAGGGCAUGGAAAUGGAGUGGCAGGCAUGAGAGAAACUCGGCUUAGAGCCAGUUCCCAAGGGCGCCGUCAUCUGGUCGCUGAGUGUCCCAGGAGAGCGUGUACAUUAGAUAGUCACGGAAACAUCCACCUUGCACUUGUACAUAACUACAGUAGUGUCCAAGAUAUGCAGACGUUUGGACUGUACAUAAAGCAGAAAAAUAUCUUAAUGUAUUUUUAUUAAACAUAAAAGCCUAACAAUGCCUGGGCAUCAGCUGCAGCGGUUUGGUGCCAUAUACUAGAUAUCUAAGUUCUGAGAAGUCCGCUCGUCAGGCCCUGAGCUGUGAACAACAAAGCCAAGGGAUGCAUCUGGUACCUGUCGGCUAACUCCUGAAAUAGGACUCUCCCAUCAGAAGGCAGGCGAAGCGCCCGGCGGGGAGCCUGUUGGAGCAGCGUGUGGGCAUGAGGAGAUGCCAGCAGGACGGCGGGGCUCGGGCACUGUUGUGGCUCAGAAAAUCCAGUGGGGAUCCUUGCGGCAGCCUCAUGGUGCUCUGGGUGUUGGGAAGACUAGUCUCGCCUGGAGAAAUGUUCUCGGUCUUUCUGUUUGAAGACUGUAACUCAUGGAAAUCACACUUUCCAAAGAGGAGUUUUCUCAGCUACGGGUUUUGGGGUUUUUUGUUUUGUUUUGUUUUGUUUUUGAGAUUUUGUCUGAACUUAUAAUGACUGUUCCUGAGAACCACAGUUUACUAUACUGAAACUGAGGCAGCAGUGGAGAGACGAGGUUGUGGCUAAACAGCCCCCGUUUCUCCUGGAGGAUGUCACAUCCCUUGGACUCCUGUCCACCUCCUGCCCUCCCUACAGGGUGGGGACAAGCUUGUGCUUCCCUGUGGGGAUCACCUGAGCAAGUGAGAGGAGAUGUGGAGAGAGGGCACCCACACUGCCUGGAGCCAGCCAGGAGGAGAGGCAGCCCUGGACAGACGACUGUCAGCACAGGGUCUCCUGGACUGGCCAUGAGCGAGGCCCGACGAGCAAGAUCGGAGAGGCACUGGGACGUCGGGGCAAGUGAGGAGACAUUAGAGCUUCCAGUGCACAUCGUGCUCCUUCUGUUUCAUGGGCUGCGCUGGGAAUGAGGGUGAUUUAUUUCCUUGUGUGAUGACAUUGUGUCGUGAACAUCUUUGAUCCUUCUGCUUCAUUCAUUCAUUCAACAAAUAGUUACCAACACCUCAGUGAGUACCAGGGCGGUGCCUGAGAUGAGAAAGCAGCGCUAACAGAAUCCGAGUCCUCGCCCUCCUGUCACCCAUAGGAGAUCUUUCCCCAUGAGAAUUGCCCACCCUGAGGACAACCAGGGAAGCAGAAGCCCCUUGUCCUUGGGGCGUGCAUACCUCGUUGACCAAACGCGGCUCCAACCAUAAGAAUCACUGCGACGGUUUCCAGGUAGCCAGGCCCGCCCAGAGACCUUGCCCGGUGAUGAGUCAAACUCCACCACCCUGUCCUGCCUGCAGGGAGAUGCUGUGGAGGGGAGAGGGGAGCUGGUGCCUUCCCUCCUAAAGGCAAUAAUGGAAUUGACUUUCAGUAACUGAAUUUGUGCACAAACAUUCUAAACACUAGUGAAGCCUGUUUUGUUGAACUAAUUCUGGCUCUGGAAAUGUUCUGUUUUUUAGUUAUUUACAGUUGUUUUUUUCCUGUUUUUUGUUUGUUUGGAUUCCGCUUAGUUUGUUAAUAUGUAUAAUUUAGCAUCUAUUGCACUCAUGUAAAUAUGGAGUAAGUAUUGUAAACUAUUUCAUUGCUGGGGGUUGUGGGUGUUAUACAUACAUUUAGGACUGCAAUUUUUGGUAUUUUUUGUAUUGUAAAAUAACAGCUAAUUUAAGCAGGAACAAGAGAAAUAGGGAGGUCUGUGCAUUUUAAACACAAAUGUGAAGAACUUGUAUAUAAGCAAAAGUAAAUCCUAUAAUACAAACUUCCUUCUGAAAUAAAAGUAGAUCUGGUAAAAAUGUG